Haliaeetus leucocephalus (bald eagle) is the source of this 1881-nucleotide messenger RNA. It is a transcript of the gene MGAT4B, whose product is annotated as mannosyl (alpha-1,3-)-glycoprotein beta-1,4-N-acetylglucosaminyltransferase, isozyme B. Gene Ontology annotation, cellular component: endoplasmic reticulum; endoplasmic reticulum-Golgi intermediate compartment; Golgi stack. Gene Ontology annotation, biological process: protein N-linked glycosylation. Gene Ontology annotation, molecular function: acetylglucosaminyltransferase activity. The transcript is spliced from 16 exons. The coding region runs from base 1 to 1824 and encodes 607 amino acids. The record is from RefSeq and is a predicted model, not a curated record. Lineage: Eukaryota; Metazoa; Chordata; Aves; Accipitriformes; Accipitridae.
AUGCUCACCCAGAUCGACGAUUCCUCCGGCCGCUGUCCCCUCCGGGGACAGACAGAUCCCCCCCAGAUCUGCGCCGGGAUGGACAGAUGGCGGCCGGUGCUCAGCUGCGCCCAGCGCUGCCUUCUCUGGCCCGCAGAGAGCCGGCUUAUGCAGCCAGUAAAAGAUACAAGUAGGAAAACCUAUAAUCUAGGGUACUGGGAAGCUGAAAGGUAUAUUCUUGUGUCUGAGAGGUACCAGCAGAGCUCAGAGGAGAAAGUUUCUCUCUGUUUUCCAUCCGCAGGAGACGUUGUGGACAUCUACCAGCGGGAGUUUCUCGCCCUCCGGGACCGACUGCACGCAGCCGAGCAGGAGAGCCUGAAGCGCUCGAAGGAGCUCAACUUGGUCCUGGAGGAGAUCAAGAGAGCGAUCUCGGAGAAACAGGCCCUGCGGGAUAUAAACCGGACCUGGAGCAGCUUAUCUGACGAAACCAAGUUAAAACUGUGGAAUAUCACCAACAAGAAUGUGCUGCACCUUCCCACCAUCUUCCAUCAUUUGCCACAUUUGCUGUCAAAGGAGAACAGUCUGCAGCCAGCCGUGCAUGUGGGACAGGGGCGCACUGGAGUGUCCGUCGUGAUGGGAAUCCCCAGCGUGAAGCGGGAGGUCCAUUCCUACCUCACCGACACCCUCAACUCCCUCAUCUCAGAGCUCACUCAGCAGGAGAAGGAGGACUCCGUCAUCGUCGUCCUCAUCGCUGAGACAGAUCCGCAGUACACAGCUGGAGUGGCAGAAAAUAUCAAAAACUUAUUCCCAAAGGAAAUACACUCAGGUCUCCUGGAGGUAAUUUCCCCGUCUCCGCAUUUCUAUCCUGAUUUCUCCCACCUGCGGGAAUCCUUUGGGGACCCCAAGGAGAGAGUCAGGUGGAGGACAAAGCAGAACCUUGACUACUGCUUUUUAAUGAUGUAUGCCCAGUCCAAAGGCAUAUAUUACGUGCAGCUGGAGGAUGAUAUUGUGGCCAAACCAAACUAUCUCAGCACGAUGAAGAACUUUGCCUUGCAGCAGCCCUCCGAGGAGUGGAUGAUCCUGGAGUUUUCUCAGCUGGGGUUUAUUGGAAAAAUGUUCAAGUCUCUGGAUCUGAGCUUGAUCGUGGAGUUCAUCCUGAUGUUCUAUAAGGACAAACCCAUUGACUGGCUGCUGGAUCACAUCCUUUGGGUGAAAGUCUGCAACCCCGAGAAAGAUGCAAAACACUGCGACAGGCAGAAGGCAAACCUGAGGAUCCGCUUCAAGCCCUCCCUCUUCCAGCACGUGGGAACCCACUCCUCCUUGGCUGGGAAGAUACAGAAGCUGAAGGACAAGGACUUUGGCAAGCAGGCCCUGCGGAAAGAGCACGUCAACCCUCCUGCGGAGGUGAGCACCAGCCUGAAAACCUACCAGCACUUCACCUUGGAGAAGGCUUACCUGCGGGAGGACUUUUUCUGGGCCUUCACUCCCACCGCCGGAGACUUCAUCCGAUUCAGAUUCUUCAAACCACUCCGCAUCGAAAGGUUCUUCUUCCGCAGCGGGAACAUUGAGCACCCAGAAGACAAACUCUUCAAUACAACUGUGGAGGUUUUGCCGUUUGACAGCCUGCAGUCGGAUAAGGAAGCCUUACAGGAGGGAAGAGGUGCAGUCGUCAAAUACCGCAGGAUGCCAGAUGGCUACAUCCAGAUAGGCUCCUUCUCCAAGGGUGUUGCAGAGGGCGAGGUGGACCCAUCCUUCGGGCCGCUGGAAGCCAUCAGGCUGUCCAUCCAGACCGACUCCCCGGUGUGGAUCAUCUUGAGCGAGAUUUUUAUCAAAAAAGCGGAGUGAAACGGGCGCGAGGAAGGGUGGACGGACACACGUGGAUCCCCGGUCCUGCUCCCUCCC